Molecule: messenger RNA, 1082 nt
Organism: Trypanosoma conorhini
Lineage: Eukaryota; Euglenozoa; Kinetoplastea; Trypanosomatida; Trypanosomatidae
Product: kinetoplast DNA-associated protein
Exons: 1
Molecular function (GO): protein binding
Source: RefSeq, a predicted model, not a curated record
CGGAGGCCAGACGUGCACUUGAGGUGGCAGAGGCGGAGGCCAGACGUGCACUUGAGGUGGCAGAGGCGGAGGCCAGGGACGCACUUGAGGUGGCAGAGGCGGAGGCCAGACGUGCACUUGAGGUGGCAGAGGCGGAGGCCAGACGUGCACUUGAGGUGGCAGAGGCGGAAGCCAGACGUGCACUUGAGGUGGCAGAGGCGGAAGCCAGACGCGAGGCGGCCAAUCGCUUCCACGGCAUGAAGGAGAUAGCGUUGGUAAUGGCUGCUUCGGCGUCUGGGUCUGAGGUAGAAGAGAUCCCCACACUUGAAGAUGCUGUUUGUACUCGUGAGUGUGAGGAAAAGGCUACUGUUUUGGACCCUGUUUUGGAGGUGGAGCAUAUGCGUGAUGGCGGUAGUGAGUCAGUGGGGCGACGCCGCAUGGCUGAGGUUGAAUCGAGGUCAGUGUGUGACAGCCGUUCUGCUGUCGGUAGUAUUUCCUGCAUCAAAAGUAUAUGUGAUGAUGAAGAAGAGGCGCGAGGAAUUCUCUUGGAAGCAAAGGAGUCUCAGUGGGACCAUAUUUGUUCCCUGUUUGAGGAAGGAAGGUUUUGUGUGAAGUCUCGAGUUGGGACGACCGAGGAGGAGGAACGGAUGUUGUCCGCCUCGAGAAGUUAUAGUAAUGAGUACAAGUGGCGUAUGUUGAAGAUGGUUAAGCUGCCUCCCGAUACACAGCCGCCUAGACCCUUUAUUGGGUUUUCUUUGGCUGAGUUCCUCGCUGAGUCGUUUGUACAGGUUGACGGCUUGUACUUGAAUGGACCUGCGUAUCAAGUGGGAAUUCGUAUUGGUGACACACUGCUGAGUAUUGAGGGAGAGCAGGUUACGAGCAUCUCUGAGGUUCGACGUGCUGUGUCGAAGCACUGCCGGGUUGCUGAUCUGGCGGAUCUGGUGCUUCGGCGUCCAGACGGCGCGGUCUAUUGUGCGUCGCUUUGGGUAAUGACCGCAGAACUGCGCUUCAAGGGUGAACCGUACUUCUUUGAUAUUAGUCGUCACAAAAGCAUCCAAAGAAACCGUCACACGGAAGAGAUUGAAGUGACACCGAAGAAGUAG